Cyclopterus lumpus (lumpfish) is the source of this 793-nucleotide messenger RNA. It is a transcript of the gene edn2, whose product is annotated as endothelin 2. The transcript has 5 exons. Gene Ontology annotation, molecular function: endothelin B receptor binding; hormone activity. The coding region runs from base 88 to 612 and encodes 174 amino acids. The record is from RefSeq and is a predicted model, not a curated record. Gene Ontology annotation, cellular component: extracellular region. NCBI's taxonomy places the organism in Eukaryota, Metazoa, Chordata, Actinopteri, Perciformes, Cyclopteridae. Gene Ontology annotation, biological process: regulation of vasoconstriction; regulation of systemic arterial blood pressure by endothelin; vein smooth muscle contraction.
GCUCCUCAGCGUAAAGACUCGUCUACACCUCCUGGAGCGUGUCAACGGACUGCUGCUGCUUCUACACAUCAGAACAUCAGACACAGGAUGAGGACGAUGGCUUCUCUCGUGUGCAAGACGCUCACUUUAUUCUUCGUCUGCAUGGCUCUGCAAGAGAGUUGUGGACUCCCGUUAUCAGACCGGGCAGAGCUGCCAGCUCAGGCUCCAAACAAACACAGAGUCAGGACCAAACGCUGCUCCUGUAACAGCUGGGAUGAUAAAGAAUGCAUCUACUUCUGCCACCUGGAUAUUAUCUGGGUCAACACACCAAGUAAGCUCCUUCCUUAUGGCCUUGGAAGUCCCCUGUCUCGUCGUCGGCGCCGUUCAGCGAUGCGAUGCGAAUGCCUCGACCGAGCCGAUAAAACCUGCUCCGGCUUCUGCCAUGCAAGCUCAAAGACUCCGAGGACGAAUGUCGUGGUCCCAUUAGUGGAGUCUGCAGGCACAGACAGCAACACAUUGCUGGAAUCUUUCAGAUCUGUGGUCAAGUCCAACUUUGCGAUCGCAAACAAGGUUCCGUCAUCAAACAAGAACCCGGGUGGAGUAAACAGACUGAGCGGCAGAACGAGGAGGUAGAGGACGGAGCAACCACCAGAAGAGGUCACACCUCCAUGGAUUCAACCUCCCAUGGGCCGGAGACCCCUCCAGCUACCUUCAGUGCCAGCAUCAGGGUUUUGAAAUGGUGUCACGAGUCUCACCUAACUCUGGGGAUGUGGAGGUGGAAGGAUGGCAGGAAAAAGAAGGAGCGGGUCAAGCA